AUGCCCCGCCCCAGACCUGCAACAGCCCUUCGACCACCAUCAUCCUACAUCUACACCAUGCUGCCCCCAGAGACAGAAACAACAGUCUAUCCGGCGUCACCGUUGCACGAAGAGACCUCUCCGGCCAAAGCACCAUGGUGGCGUCCUCCCUAUCGACGCACCACAUACUCGGGCGCCCUCCUCUUCAACCUCGUCGCCUUUGUCCUCCCGGCGCUCUACAGCACGCUGUCCAAGCUCUGGGUGGCGAACAUUGACAAGUCCCUCGUCGUGACCACCGACGUCUACACCUACAUUGGCGUCAUCGCAGAGGUCCUCAACGAAGGCCUACCACGCGCCGCAUGGGUCGUCAUCGGCGACAAGGCAUCGCGCAGUCUCGGACACCGCCUGGGCCUCACCCACACGCUGAUCAUCAUCCAGUCCCUCCUGGGCCUCAUCAUGAGCAUAGGCUUCGUCGCGGGCGCUCGGACCUUCGCCAAGGGUUUCGUCCCCAUUGAGGUGCGCGACGUGAGCCUCGUCUACGUCCGCAUCAGCGCCUUCUCCGCAUGGACAUCGGCCCUCGAGACGGCGGUGGCCGCUGCCACAAGGGCGCUGGACAAACCGGAUGUCCCGGUGGUCAUUAGCAUCGUCAAAUUUGCCGUCAAUAUCCUCCUCGACUUUCUCAUCAUAUCGACGUUUCAUGUCGGUCGCCAUACGCCCACGGUCAAUAUGCAGGCUGGCAUUCAGCUCGCGUGCAACAUGGCGGCGGCCAUACUUGGACUGGCCUAUUUCCUCUGGACAGUAACACUCCCGUUCUGGCAUCGCGAGAGACGCCUCAUGCGACACGAGGAACUGGUGGCCUCCAGACCAAGCCUGUCCGCCUUGAUGGUGCUUGUACGGCCCGGGAUGCCCACACUCAUCGAGUCCGCUGUUCGGAACGCUCUCUACCUAUGGCUGGUCAGCACGAUUGUGGCCCUCGGCUCAACGUACGCCACCGCAUGGGGUGUCUUCAAUACCAUCCGCUGGGGCCUCAUUAUGGUCCCCGUGCAGGCCCUUGAGGCGACGAGCUUGGCCUUUGUUGGGCACCGAUGGGGCGCCUGGCGAAAAGAGAUUGGAGUCAGUCAGAGGCGCCCAGAGCCAGUCGCGUGGCGCGCAAUAUCCCGGAUCAUCGCGCCAGCAAUACAGUCGCUUGUGAUCGCUAUUGUGGUUGAGGUGCCCAUCGCCGUGUUCCUGUCGCUGUGGGGAGCAAAGGGCUUCGCGUUCUACCUCAGUGGCUCGGAAGAGGUGGCGGCCGUGACGAGCUACAUGUGGCGGUCCAUCGAGUGGUGCUACGUCUUCUACGCCGCGUCCACGCAGCUCGCGACGAUUCUUCUCGCGACGAGACCGCUGUGGUAUCUGUACCAGAGCCUGCUCAGCAACUUUCUGUACGUGCUGCCCUGGGCGAUUGUGUGCCAAGUCCGGGACUUGAAUGAGGGGAAUGCGUGGACGUAUCACGGCCUUGUAUUUGGGGGUAGCUUGGUCUUUAGCUUUGGUGCGAUCAUGAUUGUCGACUUGCUCUGGGCGUGGACCCUGAGUAGGGGGAGGGCCCGGCUCGAGGAGUUCCAUGGGGAUUGA
Emericellopsis atlantica is the source of this 1590-nucleotide messenger RNA. RefSeq lists its product as uncharacterized. Lineage: Eukaryota; Fungi; Ascomycota; Sordariomycetes; Hypocreales; Bionectriaceae. The record is from RefSeq and is a predicted model, not a curated record. The transcript has a single exon. Bases 1 to 1590 code for a protein of 529 amino acids.